Messenger RNA from Akanthomyces muscarius, 4254 nucleotides. RefSeq lists its product as uncharacterized. Gene Ontology annotation, molecular function: ATP hydrolysis activity; ABC-type transporter activity; ATP binding. Gene Ontology annotation, cellular component: membrane. The coding region runs from base 1 to 4254 and encodes 1417 amino acids. NCBI's taxonomy places the organism in Eukaryota, Fungi, Ascomycota, Sordariomycetes, Hypocreales, Cordycipitaceae. The record is from RefSeq and is a predicted model, not a curated record. Gene Ontology annotation, biological process: transmembrane transport. The transcript has 11 exons.
AUGGCGUCUGAAGCCAGGGACCAGGCCUUUUGGCCCCCGAUCGCAAGCAUAUUCGAUUUUACUCUGAAGUUCGAGGAGUCUAUAUUCACAAUUGCGCCCUCCGGGAUAGCAAUCGUUUCCAUUGCAUGCAUGCUCUUUUACUAUCUGCGCAAGCACACGCUCGUUCGCAAUGGCCUACUCUUAUGGCUCAAGCUCACAUCCGCCUGUGUUUUGAUUGCGAUUGACAUAUCAAGCCUGGUGAUACGCAGCUCAAGAUCCGAAUUUCGCACCCCUACAUCCGUUCCGGCCGCAUCGCUCGAUCUCGUCGCAUCUCUUGCUCUUGCACUGCUCCUACUAGUUGAGCACCGCCGAGCUCUGCGUGAAUCAGCGUUUCUCGGCCUCUACCUAAGCAUCACAUUCCUCCUCGAAUUUGCUAAAUGCCGGUCACACUUUCGCCGUCCCGGCCUGGAAACCCUUGGCGGCCUCGCUGCUGCCGCCGCGAUUAUUAGAUUCGUUCUUAUCAUUCUGGAAGAGAUUCCAAAGACGAGCCUCAUAAUUGAGGAUACGCUGCGCCGGGUUACUGGCAAAGAAGCUUCAGCCGGGUUCUGGACGCGAUCGCUAUUCCUGUGGCUGAAUCCUCUCGUUUGGAAAGGCUAUCGCGGGACUAUUUCGAUCGAUGAUAUUAGUGAGCUCGGCGCGGAAUUCUCAUCCCGGUCCCUGUUCGAAAAGUUCCAUCCCCGAUGGCUGGCUCGAGACAAACUCGCUACUUUAUGUCUCGCGAAAGCCCUGUUGAGCCACUUGUGGAUCUACCUGCUCUGGUGUUUCCUCGCACGCUUGGUCUUCACCGGGUGCUCUUUUGCUUUGCCCUUCAUUCUGCUGCGUCUGACCGAUGUUAUCACUGCGGACAGCAGACACUCGACAAAUGUCGAAGAUUCCCUUAUCGGCGCGACAGUCCUUGCCCUGGUUGGCAUCGGUCUUAGCCGAGGCGCAUUUCAGCAAUUGAACAAUCGACUGACAACGCGAGUACGGGGUGCUCUUGUCGCUGAGAUGUUGGACAAGUGCCACCGUAUCUCGCAGUCUGAAGCUAAAAAGUCGGCCGCCAUGACCCUGAUGAGUACUGAUAUGGAGAAUAUUGCCAUGGACAUAGGUGCACUUUACCGCAUCCCAAUUUCUAUCCUUGAAGUUGGCCUGUCCACAUAUUUUCUAUCGUUCUUCGUUGGCCAGGCUUGCUUUGUUGUUCUCUUCCCUCUGGCUUUUUCGACGCUCUUUGGCUUGUACCUCGGCUCCAAGUCCGGCCCCGCGCUGGCAACAUGGAAUGGCAAAGUCCAGUCUCGAGUAGCUGAGACUUCCAAAAUUCUUUCUCAAUUGCGCGUUAUAAAGAUGCUGGGCCUGGGGCCGACCGCUACCGCUUAUUUGCAGCGGCUUCGCGGGAUCGAUAUCGAGUACUCAAAAAAGUACCGAAUCUUCACUGCUGUUCUUAUGGGCUCAGCCAUUCUCACAGCGUUGCUCCCACAACUGUUGAUUGUGGCGGUCGGCCUCUUUUGGACGUCAUUCGACGGAAGUGCCCCUUCUCAUACUUUGCCGGUGGACAGAAUUUUCCCGUGCCUGUCCAUCGUUGCACUGAGCCAGAAUCCAUUAUCCGAUCUGCUGAAGGCCUACGCCAGCUAUUCACAACUGUUCGCAUGCCUCGGCCGUAUUCAAGCUUAUCUCUGUCUCCCUGAGAGUAGUGAUCCCCGAGCUAUUCACCAAGUAGCCGACGAAAGUGAUGAAGUCCAAUCAUCAAGCGAGAAGCUGAUUGAUCCCCGAGACUAUGCCAUUCGCUUCUCCAAUGCUUCCAUUGCACCGGAAGGUGUUGAAGAGCCUGUUCUACGCAAAGCCGAUUUCAGCAUCCCCAAGUCGACCAUUACUGCAACUGUUGGAGCCAGUGGCUCUGGAAAGUCCACCUUACUGCAUAGUAUUCUGGGGGAUGCUAAGCUUUUUGAUGGAUCCAUUUCGGUUGCGGAAAAGGUCAUUGGCUUCGCCGAUCAAACACCCUGGAUCCAGAAUAUGUCUAUUCGCGACAACAUCAUCGGCAACUUACCGCUAGACCGCGAGCGUUACAGACAGGUCAUUCAGGCGUGUAUGCUUGAAGAAGAUCUCGAGCAUCUCCCGGAUGGCGAUGAUUAUAUGGCAGGCACGAAUGGCAUGAGCCUGAGCGGCGGUCAAAGGCACCGAAUUGCGGCAGCACGGGCAGCAUAUUGUGAUGCUAGACUUGUUGUUCUAGACGACAUUUUCAGCGCUCUAGACAGGAAAACUGCUGUGGCGGUGCUUUCCCGCCUUUGUGGAAAUAAUGGUUUAUUUCGCCAAGCUGGCACAACUGUCGUGGUUUCAACAUAUCUGCCGGAAUGCCUGGACAUUGCUGAUCAAGUUCUCGUUGUUGAUGGUGAAGGUGGGGUCACUCUGGAAUCAAAUUCCCACAGCGCCUCUCUUCGCUCGCGGCUUGAAGAACUAGACCCUCAGCUGACGGGCGUGGCUGAAAAGGCCGAAUCGGAUUCCCAACCUGUGAAGAUGAAGAAAGAAAUGUCUGAUUCCGAGCUUGAGCUGCUCAAUUCACGCCGACGACAAGACAUGAGUCUUUACAAGCUAUUUAUCAACUCAAUCGGGAAGCGCUUGUUCUGGCCAUGGAUUCUCGUUGUGAUCUGUGUACCUUUGGGUGAAAGCAUGACAGGCAUAUAUGUGCGCGUCUGGGUAACAAACGCCCCGAGUGUCGCGCUUUACUACAUCGGCUACGUUGGAAUUGUAAUGGCCGGCACUUUCGCUUCCGUUUGCACAUUCAUACUACUGUAUCGCACUCUUGCUCCACGUUCAGCAGCAGGCUUGCACGAAAAGCUUGCAGACACAGUCAUGCGCUCUAAAAUCUCGUACUUUGCCUCUGCCGACUCCGGCUUCAUUCUAAAUCGCUUCAGUCAAGACAUGAAUCUGAUCAGCUCAGUUCUACCUUCGUCCUUUUUCUCUUUCGUAUACAUGUUGUUCCACAUUUUGAUCCAGUUUGGUAUCAUCCUCGCGGGUGCGACGUACUCGGCAGCGAUCUUACCAUUUAUGUUCAUUUUCAUCUGGUUCUUGCAGUACUUCUAUCUUCGUACUUCCAGGCAGAUGCGUCAUCUCGAUCUCGAGUAUAAAACGCCGCUGUAUACACACUUCGCCGAAACAGCAAGCGGACUCCGGCACAUCCGUGCUUUCGGAAGAGAAGCCGACAAUUUCGAGAAAAGCCUUGGGGCUCUCAAUAUCUCACAGAAGCCUUACUAUGCUAUGAGCGCUAUUCAACGCUGGCUUAGCUUUUACUUGGAUAUGUUCGCCUGCACCAUUGGCACUACUGUCACGGCAUUCGCGCUGAAGUUUAGUCAAACUACAUCGGCUCCUGCUCUUGGUCUCUCGUUUCUGAACCUGGUUUGGUUCGGCCUGGCUCUCGGGUUCUUCAUUUCUGCUUGGGUUGGUCUCGAGACCUCAGUUGGAGCGCUUUCUCGCCUACGCGAGUUUCUGGACCAUACACCUGUGGAAUCCCAAGUGCCACACAAAGACUUGCCCCCAAACUGGCCAGAGCAUGGCGGUUUACAAUUCAGAAACGUGACAGCCAGGUAUAGCAACGACGCGCCCCAGGCGCUCAAAGGCGUUUCCUUGGUAGUUACCCCGGGCACUAAAGUUGGUAUUACUGGACGAACAGGAAGUGGCAAAAGUUCCAUGCUCUUGACUCUGCUCGGAUUCCUCGAGUACAGCGGCACAAUUGAGAUUGACGGUGUGGACAUCUCCACCAUCCCGGUGGAUGACCUUCGCGCCCACGUCACUACUGUGUCUCAAGAGAAUCUGGACUUCGGUGGUUCAGUCCGCAACAGCCUGCUUCCUUUCGAGCUAGACAAAGCAGAGGCAGACCGGGACACCAAGGAAGAAGACGCCGAGAUCCAAAUAGUGCUGGAGCGACUCAAUAUUUGGGACGCAAUUGUAAGGCAGGGCGGCCUAGAGACGAAAAUGGACACAGUUGGGUUGUCGCAUGGUCAAUUGCAACUAUUUUCCAUUGCACGGGCAAUCCUUCGACAAAGAAAGAUCAAAGGAAAGCUGGUGCUCAUGGAUGAGGCGACGAGCCACGUUGACAUGAAGUCAGAUGCCGAUGCGCAAAAAUUUUUCAAAGAGGCGUUCGCGGGGUGUACCAUCCUGAUGAUAGCGCAUAGACUUGAGACCAUCGAGGACGCGGAUCUUUUUAUUGACUUGUCUCACGGUGUUGCGGAGAUAGUGGAGAAGUAG